AUGUAUAUUCGCCACUUCAUAUGGACUACCAACUGUGUAUUGGACCUCUUUGACGAAAUCAGCCUUUUGCGGAUGCUGCCAGCAUGGAUCCAAAUGAGUGGAGACGACGAUUUGGAAUCAACCGCCUUGAUCUACCUGGUGCUUGCAAUAGGCAUAGAUGCUGCUACUGAAGGCGACGAGAACGUUGCCCACGACUACUACCAGUAUGGUAGACACUUGACGGCGAAUCGACUUCUCGCUAUGGGCCCAUCUAUCUAUACUACUCAGUGUGAUGUCCUGAUAACUUGGUACCUGCUUGGGAACUCGCAGAGUAAUGCUGCGUACAUGCAUAUCGGUACAGCGAUACGGGCUGCUUACACUCUCGACCUCCACAAAAAGCCUGUAGCCGGAAGUUGGAAGUCGGACGAGAGUCAUGCCCGCGAACGACUAUGGAAGAGUAUUCGUGUCCUUGACGGAUUUCUCAGCCAAGCGCUUGGGAGGCCAACAAUGAAUCAGGCUGAUGGAAACGAUGAUCGGCUUCAUGGCCAUUACUCUGCAGUCAGCGACCUGUGUACAAUUUUUGAAACUGUACGAGAUCUCGUGUACGCCAAACGGGUAGUUUCGUUCGAGGUCGUACAGCAGAUUGGGACCAAACAUCGCCGAUGGUCGAACCUAUUCCGGAAUGGGCUGGAAGCUGAUUGCAUCAGUUCAGCCGAUACUGUCACAAUCAAUGGCAGGCCUCAUCCCAACCUAGGCUUGUACUAUCUCAAAGAGGCGUACUUCUGGACCGUGUCCCAACUCACGCUACCAUUCCUGAUCGACCUUGUCUCCGAGCGAAUCCUCGAGCAGCAAUAUGUCAACUCACGACACCCGAAAUUCGAGCAUGAAGGCGAUCGACGCCACCUAGCGGUGCAUGCAUGCAUUGAUGCCGCCGUGAACACUUUGGACAUGAUUCAACAGUUAAUGUCUCAUCAAGGGGCGCUACCGAGACGGAUGCCUAUAGUUGUCAACUCGGUCUUCUUUUCUGCACUGACUAUUGGCUUUGCGGUCUUCGGGGAUCUAGACUACGAGUGGCCGUUGAUGAGAUAUCUCGGCUUAGCAAGAACGAUCUUACUGCAGCUUGCCAUUCAUGACUCUGUGGCCCAGGAACAGGUAGAGGUUGUCACAGCUUUGCAAAAAGCUUGCGAUAACUUCUUGUGCCGAAGAUCUCAUCGUGGGUUGGAGUCGUGCACUUCAAAGUCCAGCAACAUCUUCGGUAACAUACGGGAGCGCUGGCAAAUGGCCGACUGCUCACCUAUGACAAACUCGACCAUCCGAGACCACACUGGCCCCAUGCUUUCCUCGGACUAUGUGAGCCACGACCCCACAAAAGUCCUUUGCCAUCCUUCGAAAGUUGGACUUCUGGACUCGGGCGGAGGAAUCGUCAAUCUUUGGGGACUCUCGCACACUGGCGACGCUGAAGAAGAAGUAGUGUUUCCACCUUUUGGCGGUCAGGAUUGGACUAAUAUGGAGAGCUUGGAUAUAAUUAGUUAA
Molecule: messenger RNA, 1512 nt
Organism: Cyphellophora attinorum
Lineage: Eukaryota; Fungi; Ascomycota; Eurotiomycetes; Chaetothyriales; Cyphellophoraceae
Exons: 1
Coding region: 1-1512 (503 amino acids)
Biological process (GO): positive regulation of transcription from RNA polymerase II promoter by galactose; DNA-templated transcription
Cellular component (GO): nucleus
Molecular function (GO): DNA-binding transcription factor activity, RNA polymerase II-specific; zinc ion binding; RNA polymerase II cis-regulatory region sequence-specific DNA binding
Source: RefSeq, a predicted model, not a curated record